Canis lupus familiaris (dog) is the source of this 2335-nucleotide messenger RNA. RefSeq names its product dnaJ homolog subfamily C member 14-like. The transcript has 2 exons. NCBI's taxonomy places the organism in Eukaryota, Metazoa, Chordata, Mammalia, Carnivora, Canidae. The record is from RefSeq and is a predicted model, not a curated record. Gene Ontology annotation, molecular function: dopamine receptor binding.
AUGGCCCAGAAGCACCCCGGAGAAAGAGGGUUGUGUGGAGCCCACCACAGUGGUGUUGCCUCCUUCAGGACUUGAGGAUCCUCUGUGGACCCUGAAAUACUUUCAUUCUCAGGACUCAGGGACUCAGCGGGGCCUGCUCCCAGUGGUACCCGCUGCCUCACAGAGCACUCUAGUCCCAAGUACACACAGCCCCCAAACCCAGCCCACUGGUCGGAUCCAAGCCAUGGCCCCCCAAGGGGUCCUGGACCCCCUAGGGAUGGAGAGGACCCCGAUCAGAGUGAGGCAUCUUCAGAAGAAGAGUCAGGAGUGGACCAGGAACUCUCAAGAGAGAAUGAGGCCGGGUACCAGGAGGAUGGGAACCCUUCUUUUCUUUCCAUUCCGUCUGCUUGCAACUGCCAGGGAACCCCUGGAAUCCCUGAAGGGCCUUACUCUGAGGGAGGAGAUAGCUCUCCUAGCAACUUUUGCCAUCAUUGUACCUCUCCAGUUUUGGGGGAAGAUGAAGAGUUGGAAGAGGAAUAUGAUGAUGAGGAACCUCUCAAGUUCCCCAGUGAUUUUUCACGUGUGCCCAGUGGGAAGAAACCUCCACCCCGGAGACAGCGGCACCGCAUUCUGGCCAAGGAGGAUACUCGGGACGGUGGACGCAGAGAUCCCAGGUCCCCUGGCCGACAUCGGCUGGGCCGGAAACGAAGUCAGGCAGAUAAGCGCAGAGGCCUCGGAUUAUGGGGAGCAGAGGAACUAUGUCAGCUUGGACAGGCAGGCUUCUGGUGGCUGAUUGAACUGCUGGUAUUGGUGGGAGAGUACGUGGAAACUUGUGGCCAUCUCAUCUAUGCAUGCAGGCAGCUGAAAGGCAGUGAUCUGGACCUUUUUCGAGUCUGGUUGGGAGUCUGGGCAGGGUGGCUGGGGAGCUGGGCCCAGGUGAUGUUCCAAUUUCUGAGCCAAGGAUGUUGCUAUGGAGCAGGGCUGUUCACCUGUUUUCUUAGGCUACAGGGUGCUUUGCUGCUCCUGGCUCUGGCCCUCUUGUUGGGCUGUCUACAGUUGGGCUGGCGGUUUCUGGUGGGACUGGGUGACCGGUUAGGCUGGAGGGGUAAAGCUACUUGGCUCUUUUCUUGGUUGGAUUUCCCCACCUUGCAGCGUUGCCUGAUUCUGUUAAGAGAUAGCAGGCCAUGGCAGCAGUUGGUAAAAAUGUUUCAGUGGGGUUGGCUGGAGUUGCCUUGGGUCAAGCCAAGGACUAACAGGCAGGGGAAUGCACCUGUAGCUGGUGGUCGCUACUGCCAGCCUGAAGAGGAAGUGGCUCGACUCUUGACCAUGGCUGGGGUUCCUGAGGAUGAGCUAAACCCUUUCCAUGUGUUGGGGGUUGAAGCCACAGCAUCAGAUGUUGAACUGAAGAAGGCCUAUAGGCAGCUGGCAGUGAUGGUUCAUCCUGACAAAAAUCAUCAUCCCCGGGCUGAAGAGGCCUUCAAGGUUUUACGGGCAGCUUGGGACAUUGUCAGCAACCCUGAAAGGCAGAAGGAAUAUGAAAUGAAACGAAUGGCAGAGAAUGAGCUGAGCCGGUCAGUGAAUGAGUUUCUGUCCAAGCUGCAGGAUGACCUCAAAGAAGCAAUGAAUACUAUGAUGUGCAGCCGAUGCCAGGGAAAGCAUAGGAGGUUUGAAAUGGACCGGGAACCUAAGAGUGCCAGAUACUGUGCUGAGUGUAAUAAACUGCAUCCUGCUGAGGAAGGAGACUUUUGGGCAGAGUCAAGCAUGUUGGGCCUCAAGAUCACCUAUUUUGCACUGAUGGAUGGAAAGGUGUAUGAUAUCACAGAAUGGGCUGGAUGCCAGCGUGUGGGAAUCUCCCCAGAUACCCACAGAGUCCCCUAUCACAUCUCAUUUGGUUCUCGGAUUCCAGGCACCAGUGGGCGGCAGAGAACAACCCCAGAUGCCCCUCCUGCUGACUUUCAGGAUUUCUUGAGCCGGAUCUUUCAAGUACCCCCAGGCCAGAUGCCCAAUGGGAACUUCUUUGCAGCUCCUCAGCCUGGCCCUGGGGCCACUGCAGCCUCUAAGCCCAACAGCACAGUACCCAAGGGAGAAGCCAAACCGAAGCUGCGGAAGAAAGUGAGGAGGCCCUUCCAAUGUUGACACCCCUUCUCUUCUUUCCUCAGAUCAAUGUCAGGGAGUCAAAAGGGCUGUGUAUAGCACAGGAUGGAGUUUUGAUUGUUUAUUUUUAAAUAUUUAAAAAAGGGAAAAUUUUAAGCUCAAAUUGUUCACUCAGUACUUGUAGGAAGCCCCGGAACCACUUUCCCUCUUCCACCAGCACCUAGGAACUGAAUCUUGUCUUCUGACAAUACCAAAGAAAUAG